AUGGCUGCUAUCUUGAAGCCGGUCACGCAGGAGCAGAUGUAUGGUCAUCAUCGAGCAAGUACCAUUGGCUCUGUGGCUAAAGGAGAGGCAAGAACCGCUCGGUCGUCAGUAGUGGUCACUGAUAUUGCAGUCCCAAAACUUCGUGAUCCCACAAAUCAGAAGAUUCCUUAUGCUCUUAGAGUGAUGUUUUUGAAGCGGAUUUUCGACCAGUACCUUGAAGUAUGUCCACGAGUUGAAGCUAUACGAAACGUAAGUGUAGACAUUAUUUUUUUUCGGUUCAUCUUAGAGUUCCAUCUCAAUAUUUUACGAUUUUGCGGUGCACUUUUCUGUCCUCCAUUUUGUGGUGUUACUUUUUUCAAAAACGUUUUUCUUUUGAAGCAUGAUCACGCUAACCGCGUUACUACGAACACAUACUGCACUGCCUUUCCUUUCUUUUAUUCAUGAGG
Cylicostephanus goldi is the source of this 446-nucleotide messenger RNA. NCBI's taxonomy places the organism in Eukaryota, Metazoa, Nematoda, Chromadorea, Rhabditida, Strongylidae. The record is from the annotation of a GenBank genome assembly.